Egretta garzetta (little egret) is the source of this 1460-nucleotide messenger RNA. RefSeq lists its product as uncharacterized. NCBI's taxonomy places the organism in Eukaryota, Metazoa, Chordata, Aves, Pelecaniformes, Ardeidae. The record is from RefSeq and is a predicted model, not a curated record. The transcript has 2 exons. The annotation marks the transcript as partial.
GUAACCAUCACUGUAACUGGUCUGUGCCCUACCAGAACCGCUGCAUCCUCUUGCAGUGUGGCCAGCUGAGUGUGUGCCAGAAUGCUGGAGAACAAGACAUCAGAGAUCUGCUUGGAGAAAUUGUCAGUGGGAAAAGGGAAACAGUCCUGUUUCACCACCAAAACUAUCCACAAAAAAAGGAGAGGAUGGUGAAUGCACGGGUUGACCGACACAAUGUGGAAAACCUGUUUUCCUCAACUGCUCGGACACACAAGAUUCACUUGAGGCAUUUGCUUGUGCUUGGAAGUGAAGAUGUAACAACAAAUGCAAGAAAAACAAUUGCAACCAAGGCUAUGCCCACCAUGGUGACGCCCACCAUGGUGACGCCCACCAUGGUGACGCCCACCAUGGUGACGCCCACCACGGUGACCCCCGCCACUGCCACAGCUGUAACAAGGAACGUUACAAACGUGACUGUCCUCACUGCAGCUUAUGAACCAACUGCCAAAGCAUCAAAUAGUCCUGGAGGUUCUGGUCUCCUUGCUGAAGCCAUAUCAUCCAAUGCCUCUUCUCCCAAUUCUAGUAACAUCUCUGCUUCCGCUUCCAGCCAUGUCACCAAGCUUGCGACUACCACCAAAAAAUCAGGAAAUAGCAGCUCUGUUUCAGUAUUGUCCCCCACUUCUGCUCCCCUCGCUGUCAUUUCUGAAGUGAGUACUCAAAUGCCUCAAACAGAGCAGUUUCACCCAGCCACGGCCACCACCAGCACUCCCUACUCCAUUAGCCCCUCCACUACUGGAGCUGGCCCGGAGAUGCUGAGCCCAACAUCGACCACCCUCAUCCCACAGGCUGCAGGAACAUCUCCCACUGCUUCCACUCGUGCCACAGCACUUGCCCCCUCGGAGAGUUCACACUCUGCAAAUCAGCAGCCUGCUGUUACACCAGAAGCAAGUACAGCAAAUAAAUCAACUUCUCUUCUGGGCUCUACAAGAGGCGCCAUGGUUUUAACUACUGCCUCUACAGCAGCAACUACGACUGGGCAUGGGAUAAAGUCAACGUCUCACAUUUUUUCGACAACCACGGCUCCAGCAGAUGCACCCAAAACAACAGCUUUGGGCCUUGAAGAAACUCGGGACACGGACAAUGAGUAUCUUCUCAUUGCUGCUGAGCCCCUGACUCAGUACUUGGUAGAUAAAAGUUUGCUUCUUGCAGUGCUUUUAGUCGGUACGUUUUUUUUCAUAACUGUUAUAGUUCUUUUCCUUAUGCAGGCCUACGAAAGCUACAAGAAGAAGGAUUACACACAAGUGGAUUACCUGAUCAACGGAAUGUACGUGGACUCGGAGAUGUGAAAGGGUGGGGACAAAACAGUGGGCAGAGAGAUGGAAAGCAGAUUGAAAGCUUGCCUGACUUGUUUUUCUUUCCUAUUUGCCUAUAACACAAACUGAAAGUGCUUCCAAAUUUACUUCUGGUGCAAUUGAGGAGAA